CCCUCACAUCACGACCUCUGAGUCCUCCUUGCGCCCCCUCGCCCCAGCGUCCCGAAAUCCUCGCGUCCCAGCCUCCGGACCACCUGGAAGGAUGCGCUCUGCGCCGACAGCCAGAGCAGCGCUGGUGCUGUGCGCCGCCACCGCUGGGCUGCUAAGCGCGCAGGGCAGCCCGGAACCUCCUGAGGCGCCGCGCUUCGCGUCCUGGGACGAGGUGAAUGUGCUGGCGCACGGGCUCCUGCAGCUCGGCCGCGGGCUGCGGGAGCACGUGGAGCGCACCCGUGGGCAACUAGGAGCGCUGGAACGGCGUCUGAGCGCGUGCGGGGCCGCCUGCAAAGACCCGGAGGGGUCCGCCGUGCCUCCUCUCACCGCGGGGAAUCUGGUCCCUUCCCAAAGCGACGCCGCCCCGGAGACCCUCCACAGCUUGCAGACUCAGCUCAAGGCUCAGAACAGCAAGAUUCAGCAACUCUUCCAGAAGGUGGCCCAGCAGCAGCGGCACCUGGAGAAGCAGCACUUGAGAAUCCAGAAUUUGCAGGGCCAGCUGGACCACUUGGCUCCCAUGCACCUGGGCCAUGGGGUGGCCAAGGCUGCCAGGAGAAAAAGACUACCCAAGAUGACCCAGCCUGCUGGCCCAGCUCACAAUAUCAGCCGCCUGCACAGACUGCCCAGAGACUGCCAAGAGCUGUUUGAAGAGGGAGAGCGGCAAAGUGGAUUGUUCCAGAUCCAGCCCCAGGGGUCCCCGCCAUUCCUGGUUAACUGCAAGAUGACCUCAGAUGGAGGCUGGACUGUAAUUCAGAGGCGCCAGGAUGGCUCGGUGGACUUUAACCAGCCUUGGGAAGCCUACAAGGAUGGCUUCGGAGAUCCCAAAGGUGAAUUCUGGCUGGGCCUGGAGAAGGUGCACCGCAUCAUGGGGGACCGUGGCAGCCGCCUGGCUGUGCAGCUGCAAGACUGGGAGGGCAAUGCCGAGUCCCUGCAGUUCCCCGUCCACCUGGGUGGUGAGGACACUGCCUACAGCCUGCAGCUCACGGCACCUGUGGCUAGCAAACUGGGUGCCACCAUCGACACACCCAGUGGCCUCUCCCUGCCCUUCUCCACUUGGGAUCAGGACCACGACCUCCGAGGAGACAAGAACUGCGCCAAGAUUCUCUCUGGUGGUUGGUGGUUUGGCACCUGCAGCCACUCCAACCUCAAUGGCCAGUACUUCCAUUCCAUCCCUCGGCAGCGGGAGCAGCGUAAGAAGGGCAUCUUUUGGAAGACCUGGCGGGGCCGCUAUUACCCGCUGCAGGCCACCACCAUGCUGAUCCAGCCCACAGUAGCCGAGGCAGCCUCUUAGCCUCCUCGCUGGGGCCUGGUCCCAGGCUCCCAGAGGACACUGACUCUGACUCUGGCCCAGCAUGUGGCCACUCCUUGCCUGGGCAGGGACUCCAGGCAGGAGCCAGCUGGAGCCUCAUGGACAGCGAAGAUGUCCACGACUGGAGAGGCCUUUGAUGAGUGGGGGGCUGCAGGAAACACCCUCCAGGAAAGAUGGAGCUGCAGGGCUACAGGGCACAGACCCUGAAAGCAUAGGAUGGCGAGGCACGGAGGCACACUCUUCACCUGCCUGAGGAGUGGGGGACACAGAGGGACCACUCGGGGACAGCCAGGCAGGCCCUCGAUGGCAGAUUCAGUCACAUUGACUGGCUGGGGGACCAGGACUUCUGUAGGGCCCAGGCACCCUCAGGGUGCUGUUGUAUGUGGGUGCUGUGAGCAAGCCGGCGCCAAUGCCAACGGCAUCCGGGGCAAAACUCACAGAAUUCUUGGAAUAAAAGCAACCUCAGAACA
Molecule: messenger RNA, 1818 nt
Organism: Sus scrofa (pig)
Lineage: Eukaryota; Metazoa; Chordata; Mammalia; Artiodactyla; Suidae
Gene: ANGPTL4
Product: angiopoietin like 4
Biological process (GO): blood coagulation
Source: RefSeq, marked provisional